AACCAAACAAACAAACACAACCCUUUCUUACAAAAAAUGGAGUACUCUAAUGGAUUUCCUAGAAAAAGAGAUGUUUCUCUUCAGGAACUCAGCAAAAGGCUUGCUGAGUUUGCUCAAGUAAGAGGAUGGGAACAAUAUCACAGUCCCAGAAACCUUCUUUUAGCUCUUGUUGGAGAGGUGGGAGAGCUGUCUGAGAUAUUCCAGUGGAAAGGAGAGGUUGCAAAGGGGUUACCCAAUUGGAGUAGUGAUGAUAAGGAGCACUUAGAGGAAGAGCUUUCUGAUGUUUUGCUUUAUCUAGUGCGUCUUGCAGAUGUUUGUGGGCUAGAUCUUGGACAAGCAGCUCUGACAAAAAUACUCAAGAAUGCUAAGAAAUACCCAGUUACUACCACUGACCAUACCACCACUUCCAAUCGCAACUAGCAUCCUAUGUACUACCACUAGUAUGCUAUAUAAUGCUACCUACCCCUCAGAGAAAAAUAAUUGCAUCAUCGAAUAUCCGUGUAACUUUCUCUUCAUUUUAGCUUUCAAAACUGAGUCCAUUCCCAAGAAGAGUGAAUUAAACCUUUAGUUAAAGAAGCUAUAACUAUUUCAUAA
Molecule: messenger RNA, 594 nt
Organism: Vigna umbellata (rice bean)
Lineage: Eukaryota; Viridiplantae; Streptophyta; Magnoliopsida; Fabales; Fabaceae
Biological process (GO): nucleoside triphosphate catabolic process
Molecular function (GO): nucleoside triphosphate diphosphatase activity
Source: RefSeq, a predicted model, not a curated record